AUGAAAUCAGACGAAGAGCUGGAAGUUCUGGUAAACCAGCUUACCAUAGAUAGUACCAUCGGGCUAGAUGACUGGCCAGAUGUGCUGCAGUUUAUGCUUAAGCGAUUAGAAUGGAUCGCAUAUAAUUCCUUCCCACUACCUAAACCCCCACCACUGCUGGGGCCUAAACCGCCCGUCAGCAUCUCUCGCGAAUCCACGACCAUAAUCCAGUCCUCGGAGGAAGAGCAAACACCUAAUUCAUCGGAACUAGCUGGUGAAAACCGCGAGUCGUCGUCUACUCCGACAGCAGCACCGACGGUUGACGUCGAGGCUACGCAGACCCAGCAGGAUCCGACAGCCCAAGUCCCAGCUUCGUCACAACCACAUGACCCUCCUUCUGUCUCAUCUACACAAUCCACCACUAUACCUGCUACCCAAUUCCCCUCCGACACUGUCAAUUCGAAUAAUACGGAGAAAUUCCUCCCACCGACACUUCUUUCGUCACUUAACUCUCUGGUCACUCUUCUAAAUAAUACGUUCCCUACUGCUCCUCCACAUACAGUUCAACGUUUCGCCGAACUCAUCUCAAAACCAAAUAAACACUAUCGCUCUCUCGCCAAGUUUCUACGAGCAUGUCACCGUGUCGUGUCUGUCACUUCGGGAGCUGAUAAGUUCCCGUUACCGAUCAGCCAUGACGGACAAUCUUCGUCAAAUGCUAUACCAAUUGGGUCGGGAUUAGUCAAUGAUGAUGACGGCGCCACAGGUGCAACUUUGACACCGAUACCAUGGGCUAGUGCUAGGGAAUAUGUUGCCAACAACGGGGUAGAUGCAGCAGGAAGCCCGGUUAGUGACGAAGGUGUCGCUGCGUUAGUGGCUGAUGAAGGUGGGAAUGGAAUAUCACAGGGAGAGUUAUUGAGGAAGGAGCAAGAGGCUGAUGUUGUGAUAACAGAAGGGACAAGUGAAGAUGGGCCGAUGGUUGGAGGCCCGCCGGAAUUGGAUGCUGCCGAUGUGGGGCCCCAGCCUGAAGGGACGGUGUUUGGAGAAGCACCGAAGGAUGGAGAUGGAGAUAAGGAAGUGGAUAAGAUGGAUGUGGACGAAAAAGUCGAGGAGAAGGGCGAAUAG
Orbilia oligospora ATCC 24927 is the source of this 1101-nucleotide messenger RNA. RefSeq lists its product as uncharacterized. NCBI's taxonomy places the organism in Eukaryota, Fungi, Ascomycota, Orbiliomycetes, Orbiliales, Orbiliaceae. Gene Ontology annotation, molecular function: protein phosphatase regulator activity. The transcript is spliced from 4 exons. Gene Ontology annotation, cellular component: nucleus; cytoplasm; protein phosphatase 4 complex. The record is from RefSeq and is a predicted model, not a curated record. Gene Ontology annotation, biological process: protein dephosphorylation. The coding region runs from base 1 to 1101 and encodes 366 amino acids.